This is a messenger RNA of Schizophyllum commune H4-8, 891 nucleotides long. RefSeq names its product Metallo-hydrolase/oxidoreductase. Lineage: Eukaryota; Fungi; Basidiomycota; Agaricomycetes; Agaricales; Schizophyllaceae. Gene Ontology annotation, molecular function: sulfur dioxygenase activity. The record is from RefSeq and is a predicted model, not a curated record. Bases 1 to 891 code for a protein of 296 amino acids. Gene Ontology annotation, biological process: hydrogen sulfide metabolic process; glutathione metabolic process. The transcript is spliced from 5 exons.
AUGGCGAUGGUAGACCCGGGCUACCGAUCACAUAUUCGUUUUUCGAGCCAGCGACGAAAACUUGGUAAGCAAUAUGUGGUCACAGACCCUUCGUCCAAAGAUGCCGUCCUCAUCGACACCGUCCUCGACUAUGAUCCAGCUUCUGGAACGCUAUCGACGUCCACCGCAGACGGUAUAUUGGCUUUCGUACGAAAUCAUGGAUUCAACGUCACGAAAAUUCUCGAGACGCAUGCGCAUGCCGACCAUCUCACAGCUUCGCAGUACCUCAAGCACCAUCUCCCCGGCAACGUCCCCAUCUGCAUCGGCGAGCGCAUAGCGCAGGUGCAAAAACACUUUGCGCCCGUGUACGGCCUCGCGCCCCAGAACCUCGCCACUUCUUUCGACAUGUUCCUUAAGGACGAUCAAGUCUUCAUGCUCGGGAACCUGCCGGUACAGGUGAUUCAUCUACCCGGACACACGCCGGACCACAUAGGCUACCUCGUCGGGAAGUCUGUAUUCACUGGCGACUCGAUCUUCAUGCCCGACCUUGGCUCCGCGCGUGCAGACUUCCCAGGCGGAGAUCCUCGCGCCUUGUACCGCUCCCUCCAAAAGCUCCGCUCCCUCCCCUCCGACUACGAGAUCUUCGUUGGCCACGACUACCCCAACGGCCGCGAAAAGAACUGCGUCACCACCGUCGCUGAGCAGCGGCUACAUAACAAGCACGUCAAACUCGGUACUACGGAACGCGACUUCGUCGACUUCCACACGGCGCGUGACAAGGUCCUCAAGGCGCCGCGUCUCAUCCAUCCGUCGCUUCAGGUGAAUGUCCGCGCGGGCAGGUUACCGCCGCCGGACCCCGCGGCGGGGCUGUCGUACUUCCGUACUCCGCUUUGCGGCGCAUUGGACAUAUAG